Sclerotinia sclerotiorum 1980 UF-70 is the source of this 240-nucleotide messenger RNA. RefSeq lists its product with no specific name. The record is from RefSeq and is a predicted model, not a curated record. The transcript is spliced from 2 exons. NCBI's taxonomy places the organism in Eukaryota, Fungi, Ascomycota, Leotiomycetes, Helotiales, Sclerotiniaceae. The coding region runs from base 1 to 240 and encodes 79 amino acids.
AUGCUUUCUAGGUUAUAUAAUAGAACUACAACACCGUGGGAUCAGGGACCCAGGAUUGCCUAUAAAGGAUUCUUUUUGCCCCUCGGAGGUCUCUCAGACGAAAAACAAUAUACUACUACUACUACUACUACUACUACUACUACUACUACUACUGCUACUACUACUACUACUUCUACUUGUAUUCUACCCAUACAAAUUUACGCUUGCAGCUCAGGCGGCGGAAUGCUCUUAGUAGCCUGA